Molecule: messenger RNA, 1796 nt
Organism: Musa acuminata subsp. malaccensis (wild Malaysian banana)
Lineage: Eukaryota; Viridiplantae; Streptophyta; Magnoliopsida; Zingiberales; Musaceae
Product: 3beta,22alpha-dihydroxysteroid 3-dehydrogenase
Biological process (GO): sterol metabolic process; multicellular organism development; brassinosteroid homeostasis
Molecular function (GO): iron ion binding; monooxygenase activity; heme binding
Source: RefSeq, a predicted model, not a curated record
UACUUCUACAUUUACUCGCACUUACUCCUGCUCAGCUUUCCUCUUCCAGUCUGCUGCAGCUGCUUGCUGCUCGCGGCAUCCACACCACCGCUCUUGAUCGAACACUGGCUUGGUGGUGCGGCGAAUUAUGGAUUCCGGCAGGUGGUCUCUUCAGCUGUUCGAUGUGAUGCUCGUUGUAAUUGCAGGUAUAGUUUUUUGGGAAUUGGGGAGGAGGAGGAGGACGCGGGCGGCAGCGGGGCGGCUGCCACCGGGGAGCGUGGGGCUGCCGGUGGUGGGGGAGACGCUGCGGCUGAUCGCGGCGUACAAGACGGAGGACCCGGAGCCGUUCAUCGACGAGCGGGUGCGGCGGCACGGGCGGCUGUUCACGACGCACGUCUUCGGGGAGCGCACGGUGUUCUCGGCGGACCCGGAGUUCAACCGGAUGGUGCUGGGGGCGGAGGGCCGCGCUGUGGAGUGCAGCUACCCGUCGUCUAUCUCCACGCUGCUGGGCGCCCACUCCCUCCUCCUCAUGCGCGGCGCCCGUCACAAGCGCAUGCACUCCCUCACCCUCACCCGCCUCGCCUCCCCCGCCGCCAUCCGCGACGCCGCCCUCCUCCCGGACAUCGACCGCCUCGUCCGCCGCACCCUCGACUCCUGGUCCUCCUCUCCCUCCUCCUCCCCCUCUCGUGUCCUCCUCCUCGACCAGGCCAAAAAGAUCACCUUCGAGCUCACCGUCAAGCAGCUGGUGAGCUUCGACCCGGGCGAGUGGACCGAGUCCCUCCGCCGCGAGUACCUCCUCCUCAUCGAGGGCUUCUUCUCCAUCCCCUUCCCUUCCUUCCUUUCUUUCACCACCUACGGCCGCGCCCUCAAGGCGAGGAAGAAGGUGGAGGCGGCUCUGAAGGAAGUGAUUAGGAAGAGGAAACAGGAGAAAGCGGCGGCAGGGGCGACGAUGACGACGGCGGCUGGAGGCGACAAGCAGAGGAAGGACAUGCUGGAGGAACUGAUGGACGGUGGCGAUGAGGAGGAGGGAAUGACAGAAGAAGAGACGGUCGACUUCCUGCUGGCGCUGCUGGUGGCCGGCUACGAGACCACCUCCACCAUCAUGACUCUAGCCGUAAAGUUCCUCACCGACCUCCCCCACGCCCUCGCCCUCCUCCGGGAGGAGCAGGAAGGGAUCAGGGCAAAGAAGGGAGACGACGAGGAGCAGCCCUUGUCCUGGAGCGACUACAAGUCUAUGCCCUUCACUCAAUGCGUGAUCAACGAGACGCUUCGAGUGGCCAACAUCAUCAGUGGCGUGUUCAGACGCGCCAUGACAGACAUCCAUUUCAAAGGGUACAAGAUUCCCAAGGGGUGCAAAGUUUUCAUCUCUUUUCGUGCCGUCCAUCUUGAUCCUGAAUACUUCGAGGAUGCCCGGACCUUCAAUCCCUGGAGAUGGCAGAACAACGAGGUGGCGCAGCUGCAGCAGACCGGCGGUGCUGGCGUCUACACACCGUUCGGUGGCGGCUCUCGGCUGUGCCCCGGUUACGAGCUAGCGCGGGUCGUCAUCUCUGUCUUCCUCCAUUACCUCGUCACUGGCUUCAGUUGGGAGGAAGCAGAGAGAGAUCGGCUGGUGUUCUUCCCGACCACGAGGACGCUCAAGGGCUAUCCCAUCAAUGUCCAGCGCCGCGAGAAGGAACGACGAGGAUGAACAGCUCCAGCUUCGUGCCUCUUCCUCCUCCUCCCAUCAAUGUCCGGCUGGUUGUACGUGCUGAUAACCACGAAGAAGAUGAUCCAUGUAUGUUUUAUCUUGGCAUAGUGAAGCUUGUUCUUCCUGAUCU